Phytophthora infestans T30-4 is the source of this 1413-nucleotide messenger RNA. Its product is annotated as Polycystin Cation Channel (PCC) Family. The record is from RefSeq and is a predicted model, not a curated record. The transcript is spliced from 4 exons. Lineage: Eukaryota; Oomycota; Peronosporomycetes; Peronosporales; Peronosporaceae. The coding region runs from base 1 to 1413 and encodes 470 amino acids.
AUGCUGUUUACACAUAUCCCUACAUCACGUAUGUACGAGCAAGCGUACGCAGUGUCCUCCAUACUAGCCCAAUCUGGAGGUGAUACUGUGACUCCAACCACACCAAUCAAGUUCUACAAUAUCGGCCAGCUCGGCGACGUGUUUGACUGGCUUGGCAAUGCUUUUGUGCCGUCGGUGUUCGUGACACAAGAUCAGAAUGGCGUGGAGCUACCGUCAGAAGACUACGCUCGCAUAGGUUUGUUCAACAAGGGGCUUGGUGGGGUACUAAUUGAGGUCUACAAGAAGUCAGCGGUUGACUGUGGAGCUGACGGGUCUCUCUACAUGAUCUACCCUGUGUGUCAUGCCUACGAAGGUCUGGACAGCGAAUACGAAUCGUACUUACUCGUUUUCAGUCUCAAUGCAACCGAGGCAUUGAAAGCUCUCGCCGACUGGAAGAACCAGAACUGGAUCGACAACUCGACGGACAAAGUCGUGACAUCAGUGUUGACGUACAACGGAGAGCUCGAAGGCUACGUAGUUACGGAAUUGACGCUUGUAUUCCACGCCGGUGGCUACAUCUCGCCCAAGGCUUCAGCUAGACCAACAAUUUCGAUUCCUUACGGGAAGAAAAGCUCAUACGUCAACGAUAUUCUAUGGCGCAAGCAAGAGAACCGUCCAUCUGGACGCAGUAUGAUCAUCCAACUCGUCGGUCUCUUCAUCGUUGAAGCUGUUGUGUGCGUGUACUACGCAGUCUGGGCUAGUAUUGCUACUCUGCUAAACGGCGAUGAUUUCCAAGACUCCCUCUGGAAGCUCGCAGAUCCUUACGCUCUCGAUGUCAACGGAACCGAAGACGACAUCCGAUCUCUCAACGUUGUCAUCGCUAAUCUAAAGCAGAUCGCUGAUCUCACUUCGGCACUUCGAGUGGUUGGCGCCGUCAUCAUUGCGCUGAUCGGUCUGCAGAUCCUCAAUCGAUUCCGGUUCCACCCGCAGCUCAACAUUCUCACUCGCACUGUGGCGAGCGCAUUGAAGCAAUUUGCGUCGUUCUUCAUCGUCUUUAUCGUCAUUUUCUUGACGUUCACGAUCAUUGGCUCAAUGAUCUUUGGCGAUCGAGCAAACGAGUUUUCCUCGCUCGACAACUCGAUGGCUUCAUGCAUUAACAUGCUCUUUGGGGUGUUCGACUUCGAGUCGAUAAAAGAUCUCCAGUUCUCCGUGGCUUUUUAUUGGAUCUACAUGAUCGUUGUCAGUCUCGUGUUAAUGAACAUGAUGCUGGCUAUCGUGCUUGACGCCUACGAUGAGGUCAGCAAAGACAGCUACAAAAAAGCUGUCAACACGGAGCUCGCGAAUCGCGUCGUGGCACUUUGUUGGGAUGUGGCGAACAUUCACAUUGAGAACGGUAUUCACAUCGUUGAAGCCCUUAAAUCAGGGGACGCAUAA